ACCACCUCCUCCUCGUAUAAAACCAACCACCACUCCCCCCCCCGGCUCCCCUGCCUUCCGUUGUUCAUUCCACGAAACAAGGCUCGCGCCGGCUGCUUGGCUGCAGACACACCACGCCACCAGUCCAUCGCCGGCACUCCGGAAGCACGCCCUUCUUUGUUCCUCCGACUCCCACUCGGCGGCGGCGACGACGACGACGGGAGGAGCGGCGGAUCGAGCGAAUCGAUCUGUGCGUGCGUGGCUGUCGCGCGCGUCGAUCUCUGCCGGGCAGGGCAGGUCAGGGCGGGCGGCAUGGGGAGGUCCCCGUGCUGCGAGCAGGCGCACACCAACAAGGGCGCGUGGACCAAGGAGGAGGACCAGCGCCUCAUCGCCUACAUCAAGGCCCACGGCGAGGGCUGCUGGAGAUCGCUCCCAAAAGCCGCAGGGCUGCUGCGGUGCGGGAAGAGCUGCCGGCUGCGGUGGAUCAACUACCUCCGCCCGGACCUCAAGCGCGGCAACUUCACCGAGGAGGAAGACGAGCUCAUCAUCAAGUUCCACGAGCUCUUCGGCAACAAGUGGUCGCUCAUCGCCGGGAGACUGCCGGGCAGGACGGACAACGAGAUCAAGAACUACUGGAACACGCACAUCAAGCGGAAGCUCCUGGCUCGGGGCACGGACCCGCAGACCCACCGCCCUCUCGCCGCCGCCUCUGGCGCGCCCGCGGGGCAGCAGCAUUACCAGCUGGAGCAACAGAUGCAGGCAGCCGCGGCCGGCGUUGGCACGGUGGGCCAUCCGCACCACCACCGCCACCACCAGCAGCAGCACCAGGCUCCGCAGCAGCAGGACGUCAUCUCCAACUCGCCGGAGGCCGCCUGCACGAGCCGUAGCAGCGACGACGAGCCGCGGUCCUCCACGCCGACACCGCCGCCGCCGCCAAGGCGCCACCUGGACAUCGACCUCAACCUGUCCAUCAGUCUGUCUGCUUACCAGCCGCCGGAGGAGGAAAGCGGCAGCAUCAAGUCGCCACUGAUGAUGAUGAUGAUGAAGCAGGAGGAGGAGACAGCGGCGGCAUCGGCGGCGGGCGGCACCAAUGCGGCGGCGGCGGUGUGCCUGUGCCUCAACAGCCUCGGGUACCGGCCGGGCGUCGAGUGCGCCUGCGGCGGCAACGGCGGCGUCGGGUCCUCCUCCCAGUCCCAGCAAUGGGCUCGGAGUUUUUUACAGGCAGCGGCGGCGGCGACGCCAUGCUACAGAGGCCAAUAGUGUUAAGACAGGAAGAGUGAUCAGUGAGUGAGACAGUGACAUAAGUGGGAGGGUUAUUUACGCAGGGCAGAUACUUUUAGUUAACUACUGGAGUACUAGUAGUAAAAAGCCACACAUGCUUAGGCUUUAGCAGCUCUCUUUGUAAAACAUGCAUCAUGGGUUAUGAGGAGGAGAUGUGCUCUUGUCUUGUCGUUUCUGGUUCA
Messenger RNA from Sorghum bicolor (sorghum), 1442 nucleotides. Its product is annotated as myb-related protein Zm38. The transcript has 3 exons. NCBI's taxonomy places the organism in Eukaryota, Viridiplantae, Streptophyta, Magnoliopsida, Poales, Poaceae. The record is from RefSeq and is a predicted model, not a curated record. Bases 292 to 1239 code for a protein of 315 amino acids.